AUGCCGCAGCGCCGCCAUGACGACGAUCUCGCCGCGCCGCUGCUUCCCAAUGCGCCGUCAUCGCCGCCCGCAUCACACGCGAUCGGCGCGCUGACCGCGGCGGCGGGGCGAAAUGCCGCGUCGCCGUCCGCGGAGCACAUCACCGUUGCCGUCGUGCCGCCGCGCGCCGUUUACUCCACGCCCUUCGUGCAGGCCGGCGUCGUCGGCGGUAUCGCGGGCGGCGUCGUCGGCGUCGCGGCCGUCGCAGGCGCGCCCGCUCCCCCUUCGGCGCUGAUCGCCGCAGCCAGGGGGGAUCAUAGCGGCUCUGGCUUGGGGCUGGCGGCGUUGGCGGAACCGGCUGCAGGGGGAGGGGGAGGGGGAGGGGGAGGGGGAGGGGGAGGGGGAGGGGGAGGGGGAGGGGGAGGGGGAGGGGGAGGGGGAGGGGGAGGGGAGGGGGAGGGGGAGGGGGAGGGGGAGGGGGAGGCCCGCGGCAGCAGCAGCCGGGGGCGCGCGAGCACGGAAGGGCGCGCCUUGCGGGACGCGGGUGGUGGGGGGUGUGUGGGCGGCGAGCAGAAGGACGCGGGCGGGGAGGGCAGUAGGCGGGCAACGGGCGAGGUGGGGGGAAUGGGAGGGGUGGGGAGGUUGGGGGAGGUGGGGGAGAGCAACAGUGCGCGGGAGCGGCGGUGGCAGGCGCUGCUGCGGUCGACAUCUUCGUACCACUACGGCCGGCAGCACAGCGCCACACUCAGCACUGACUCACCGCACUCCACCGCUCUGGCUUUGGACGACACGAGGUUCCACAGCAUGAGGGGGGAAAGCGAGUGGGACGAGAGGGGGGUUGAAGGGGCGAGGGGGAGGGCGGGCGAGGAGGAGGCGAGAGGCGCAGCGGGCGGCAUCGUGGGAUGGCUGCAUGCUGUUUGGCAUGGCGUUGCCACCAUCUUCCACCUCUUCCUCGCGUCGCUCCUCCGCCUGCCCGCCUCCACAGCGGCCCUGCUCACCCGCCAGCUGGACGACGCGAGGGCCAACCCCAAGCUGGUGUUGCUGGCGCUCAAGGGCGGCGGGGCGGCAGCGCUCACGGCGGCGCUGUGUGUGGUGGACCUGGACGACCGCCUGCCGUCGCUCGCGUCCAUCGGCGUGUGGGCCGUUGUCACCGUCGACCUCGUCUUUGAAGCCAACAUCGGCCUCUCGCUCGGCAAGGGUGUGAACCGAGUGCUAGGCACGCUACUGGCAGGAGCAGCAGCGCUGGCGGUGACGAACGUGGUGUCGCUCAUGGGCGGGCUGCACGUGGCCGUGCUGCUGCUGCUCGUCUUCCUCAGCGCCGCUCUUCCCAUCUACUACCGCAACCGCCCGCCCUUCAAAGACAGGUGGACAUACGCCAUGACGAUAAUGAUGCUCACCUUCCACAUCCUGCUGCUCUCCACGUACCGCAACCCCGAGAAGCUGCUGCUGCCGCUGGCGCGCUUCUCCAUGAUCGUGCUGGGCUUCCUCAUCGCCGCGCUCAUCAACCUCGCUGUCCUCCCCGCCUACGCCGGGGACACCCUGCACGCACUGCUCUCCAAGAACUUCGACUCUGCCGGCAAUCUGCUCUCCAGGUGUGUGGAGGAGUACGAGCGCGGCACGGUGUGGCGGCCCGUACCCACUCUGUGGAACAUGCGUACCGGGGUGGCGGGCGGGGCGGGCGCGCAGGGAGGCGUGGGCGACGGCAGUGGGGGGGAGAAUCUGAGGGAGAUGUACCAUGCCAUUGUCAUGAGCGAUGCCGAGCUGGCCGCGCUGCUCUUCGAGCCGCCUCACGGCCGCUUCUUCUCGGGCUACCCGUGGCAGCUCUACGAUGACGUCAGCGACACCCUGCGCUGCCUGGUGUAUGACGUCAUCGCGCUUGACUCGAGCCUGAGGGCGGAGAUCCAGGCGCCGCUGGUGCUGCGCCGGUUGGUGGGGCGCGAGAUGACACGCAUCGCCCAGGAGUGCAGCAGCACGCUGGCGUACCUGGCGCACUCAGUGCGCUCGUUCACGUGGGCGGGGCCGCCUGACUCGCUGUUCCGCGCCGAGGAAGCUGCCAUGAAGCUGCAGCACCGGCUGUCGAAGCACAUCAGCCUAAUCCUCAUGCUGCCGCCGCCCUCCCUCGCCCCCCGCCCCCUCGCGCUCUCCCGCCUCUCCGAGGGUGGAGGGGGAAGUGUUGGGGGCGCUGGGGGUGCUGGGGGGGGCGAGGACGGGUUUGACAGAUUAGUGGUGCAUGGGGGGGGCGAGGGGGGCGAGGAUGGGGGAUGGGCGGAGGAUGGGGAGGGAGUGGUGACGAGCUGCAUUGACAUGGGUGGGGAUGAGGAGGGGGAGGGCGGGGGAGAGGAGGGGAGAGGGCAAAAAAGGCUGAUGGAAUCUGCUUCGCCCAGAGUAGAGAGGCUCUCCCGCCCCGGCAGUCCUCUCUGCCUCUCCCCCCGCCACCCCCACGGCCUCUCACCCUCCCCCACCAUCGCCGCACCCGACUCGCAUGCACCACCACACAUGGCAGCGACAGCAGCAGCAGGCACAGCGGCAGGAAUGGGAGCGAUGGGCGCGAUGGGCGCCCUGACACCAUCAGAGAUGUCGCUGGCGGAGGGGCUGGCGGGCUAUGCUGCCACGUGGGGACCAGCAGGUGCCGGAGAGCAGGGCGAUGCAGCCGCAUCAGCGGGCGGCAUGGGGAGUGUGGGCGGCAUGGGGCGGAAGAAGCCGUCGGUGGCGGAGUGGCGGCAGGAGCUGCUGCAGCGGCAGGCGUCGAUGGGCGGCGCGUGGGAUCGCACGGUGGAGCGCAUUGCAGCGCUGUCGCUCGUCAAGGUGGCGGCGCUGCUGCUGGAGGUGGUGGCCAAGCUGCACUUCGUGGUGCAGCGAUCUGAAGAGCUGGCACUCGCUGCCCGCUUCGAUGUGACGGGGCAAUCCUAG
Closterium sp. Naga37s-1 is the source of this 2889-nucleotide messenger RNA. NCBI's taxonomy places the organism in Eukaryota, Viridiplantae, Streptophyta, Zygnematophyceae, Desmidiales, Closteriaceae. The record is from the annotation of a GenBank genome assembly.